CAGGAAAGGAAGGAAAAGAAAGGGGCAGUUGGAGAGCUCCCAAUCCGGCCGCUGCAGCAAAGGCGGCGCAGCGGAGCCGGAGGAGGAGCUGCAUCGGGCUGACGUGCAAAAGGGCCGCGGAGGCGGUGCAGCCCUGCACUCUUGCAACGCGCCUGGCGUGCAUUUGCUGCGACGUGGGGGGAGGGGAGAAGGGGAGGGGGCCGGGCCGAGCCUGCAGCGCAGGGCGAUCCUCUCCGGAGCGAGCGCAAAGCGGCUCCCCUUCCCCCGCCGGGCGCACCUCGCCAAGCGCAAAGGCGCACGGAGCCGAGCCGGCCCAAAGCGCAUGGCCACGCCGGGAGCCGCGGCGUCCGGAGGUCCGCGGGCAGCCCUGGAAGACCCCGGCCCGCCGCCCCAGCCGCCCCCCGGCGGAGCCCAACCGGCGGGGAACCCCCAGGGCCCCGGAGAGCCGCUGCCCACGGCCCCCGCGCCCCAACCCUGCGCGGCGCCCGAGCCCAAGUUCCUGCCGCCCCAAGCGCAGCCCGCGCCCCCCGCCGCCCCGCCCGGCCCGGGCCUGGAGGACUAUUCGUUCCUGCCCCUGGUGCGCGACAUUAUCAAAUGCAUGAAUAAAGACAGCCAGGAGGUCCACCAAUUGCUGAACGAGCUGAGGACUAAAUUUGUGGAGACCCACAAGCUGAUCAAAAGCAUGCAAGGUAUCGGCCUGAGCCCUGAACAGCAGCAGCAGCAGCUGCAGAAUCUCCGAGAACAAGUGAAAACAAAGAACAAACUCCUGCAGAAAUAUAAAACUCUGUGCAUGUUUGAAAUCCCUAAGGAGUAAAGGAGAUAUUGUUUGCUCUGCAAACAGGACAAUUGCUCUGAAGCGGCAUUUGCCAGUCGUGGACCCUUUAAGAGGCAUGGACUUCAACUCCCAGAAUUCUGGCCGGGGCUGGGGAAUUCUGGGAGUUGAAGUCCACACCUCUUAAAGGGACCACAUUUGAAAUAGACGGGGCAGCACAGGCUUGAAACCGAACAUCGUGGACAUUCUGGUACGCAAUUUGUGAGCGUAAAAGGAUGUGAUUGUGCAAAACUCACUUUUAUCUGGUGGGAGGGGUUGAUGUCUGUGGACCGGUUUCUGCAACUGGAUGGUAAAGCUAUGUGAGAGUGUACCACUUCAUCAGAAAGGGGGUUUCACUUUGCCUAUUCCUUGAAUUAAAAGCAAGAAAAUCCCAAAAUCGGGGAUGAAUUUUCAGGUUUAGCUUUCUACUUGCUAAUGAGUUGAUUUAUUGUGGUUUUGUUUCCUUGUCUUCCUAGUUACUCUUUUCACCCCUUCAGCCUCCUGUUCGAUACCUCUCCCCUCCCCUCCGCGGGAUGAAGUGGUAUGCUCCAGGUGGAACUGUGCCACCCGGUCUUCGUGUCUUCAGAAUUUUUAAAGGGGAAGGGACCACUUUGCUCAGUGGGAGGGACAGUCUUUGAAUCCCGUUUUUCAGCCCCCCAGGAAAUAAUUUUUCUUACGCCGCGAAGCAGCAAGGGAGAAAAUGGAAGUAACGUUUAAAAUCUUCAUCAACUUUUUUUAAAAAAACCCGCAUGACUUAUGUCUAAAUUUUAUUAAACUUAUAUGAUGUCAAUCAUCCGUUUCCAUGGAAAGUGUCAUUGAUGGAGAAAGUCUUCAUUUAUCCAUGUGUGAAUGUCGUUACGAUUAUUUUUAGGUUGCUUUUUGGGAGCAGCAAACAAUCCUUGCUUCCUUAACAGCUUUGCUAAACAAAAUUUGGGGUGGGGGCAGAGAGAGAGAUGAUGGUGGAUUAUAUUAAUAUUCUGGGGUUGCCUCACCCCUCACCCUGCUGACGUGGCUUGUCAUGUCUUAACAGUCUUGUUUUAUUUUACUUACGUCGUUCUUUGUCGGGUUUACCAGCUGUGUAGCCUUUUCGCUUCAAAAAUAGCUCUAUUUAAGCAUGCGGCGUGGAUGUGUUUGUGUGUUUUUAUCACAAAAUCACUGCAUCGUCUCAACUUUGAUAGGAUGAAAAGAUAGAAAUCUGAUCUCUUGGCUGUUUAAGGCUGAGCCGGGAUUAUUUUAAGCUUCUUGCUCCCCAUUCUUUCAAUCCUGAUCCUUAACCAUGUUGGUUGGUUUUUUUUAAAAAAAUCAUGUUAUUUUUUUCACCUUUGUUUUUCUUCUUUCUUUGUUAUGUGUAAGAAUGUUGAUUCCCCGCCCCCACCUUCCUGGUACCUUAGGACAGUUAUUAUUAAUUAAAGCGACACUGAGUGACGUUAUGGCUUCUGUAAUUAAAGUUAUUUCUAGUCUGUGAAAGUCAAUAAUAAAAUCACUUGCAGUUUCAAAGAA
Molecule: messenger RNA, 2311 nt
Organism: Pantherophis guttatus
Lineage: Eukaryota; Metazoa; Chordata; Lepidosauria; Squamata; Colubridae
Gene: MED9
Product: mediator complex subunit 9
Biological process (GO): regulation of transcription by RNA polymerase II
Cellular component (GO): mediator complex
Molecular function (GO): transcription coregulator activity
Source: RefSeq, a predicted model, not a curated record